Loxodonta africana (African savanna elephant) is the source of this 3690-nucleotide messenger RNA. It is a transcript of the gene SLC2A4RG, whose product is annotated as SLC2A4 regulator. The record is from RefSeq and is a predicted model, not a curated record. Gene Ontology annotation, biological process: regulation of transcription by RNA polymerase II. NCBI's taxonomy places the organism in Eukaryota, Metazoa, Chordata, Mammalia, Proboscidea, Elephantidae. Gene Ontology annotation, molecular function: DNA-binding transcription factor activity; RNA polymerase II cis-regulatory region sequence-specific DNA binding. Bases 40 to 1239 code for a protein of 399 amino acids. The transcript is spliced from 8 exons. Gene Ontology annotation, cellular component: nucleus.
CGUCUGCCCUCGCCGCGCCCGCCCAGCCCCGGCGCCGCCAUGGAGGCCGCGCGCUCCCAGGCGCCGGGCCGGGGCUGCGGGCGCCCCCUCCCUCGCGCUGCCGACCGGGCCCCCGCGGCCGUCUCGGGCUCCGCCGCGCGGCGGGACGAGGCGCCGAGGCUGCGGCCGGAAGGGCCGGGCCUGAUCGCCGCGCCCGGGACGGGGCCCGCGCCGCCGCAGGGGCCCGCCGUGAGCGACGGCUUCGCGGGCCUGGAGUUGGCGCUGCCGCUGGAGCCGCGGGCCGCGGACCUGUGGGGCCCGGGGAGCUGGGUGGGGGCGGCGCCGGGGCCCCAGUCGGCGCACAUCCCGGUGCCCGCGCAGAGAGCCCCUCCAGGAAGAGCGCGACUGGAUGAGGUCAUGGCUGCAGCGGCGCUUACAAGCCUGUCCACCAGCCCCCUCCUGUUGGGGACCCCAGCUGCAGCCUUCAGCUCAGAGUCCGGCUUGGAGCCCUGGAAGGAGGCCCUGGGUCGGCCGCCGGGCAGCUACAGCAGCAGCAGCAACAGCAACAGCGGAGACUGGGACCUGGCCAGCGACCCGUCCUCCCCGUCCACACCGUCACCCCCGCUGCCCCCGGAGGCAGCCCACUUCCUGUUCGGGGAGCCGGCCCAGAGGAAGAGAAAGAACUCGGCCCAGGUCAUGUUCCAGUGUCUGUGGAAGAGCUGCGGGAAGGUGCUGAGCUCCGCCUCGGGGAUGCAGAGACACAUCCGCGUGGUGCACCUGGGACGCCAGGCAGAGACUGAGCAGAGCGACGGUGAGGAGGACUUUUACUACACAGAGCUCGACAUGGGAGUGGACGCGCUGACUGAUGGACUGUCCAGCCUCACCCCAGUGUCCCCCACGGCCUCCGUGCCUCCCGCCUUCCCCCGCCUGGAGCUGCCAGAGGCCUCCACCCUGCCGAGUCUGCUGCAGCCCCUGGCCCUGCCCCCGCCCCCAAUGCUGAGCUCAGUGGUCCCUGGACCGGUAUGUCACAUCCACAGUGACCACGCCUACCAGGGCUGCCUGGCGCCCAUCCACCUGGAGUCACAGCCCCCCACGGUCAGGUCCUGCUUCACGCCAGCCCUUCCCUCCAAGCUCGCUGCCAACCCCAGGAAGCCCCGCGGUGAUGCCAAGAAAUGCCGGAAGGUGUACGGCAUGGACCGCCGGGAGCUGUGGUGCACAGCUUGCCGCUGGAAGAAGGCCUGCCAGCGUUUCCUGGACUGAGCCUCUCCCCAGUCCCGGGGCUUCUUAAAGGGGAAAAUAAGCUACCCCCCACCAGGGCUGCACCACUUGGGAGAGGACAGGCCUGGACUCCCAGCAGCAGGUCCAUUUCCUAAUUGGGAGUCAGUGACCCUGGGCCCCCAGAGGUGGAGGGUCCCGACCACUCAAAGUGCCUCUGAAGAAACCAGCCUUUUGCACUAAAGUCAAACCACACGCCACCCCCUCACUGCAGGGUUCCCAUGGCGGCUACCCUACCUGUGAGCCCCAGACCUGCCAGGAUGCUGAUGGGGCCUCAGGCCGCACCGGGCCAGCCCUCAAUGCACUUGGAGGGUGCGUGGGGAGGGACCACCACACUUACCAUGAGGGUCUGAGGGCCCUAGGGUGGCGUUUGUACUGCAUCCCCAAGCUCAGGUGUCUCUGUCUGGGCCACACCAGACGAGGAGAAAAAUUAAAGAUUUGGGGUUUUUCCAGAAUCUGUAUCCGCCUCCUGGUGGGAAGAAAGGGUACUGGGACCUGUGGUAGGUGGGGGUGGCGGGCACCCCCAGGGGGCUGGCACGAGCCACCAGGGGCUGGGGGUCUCCCUUGGCCCCUGCUGAGCCCUCCUGGCUCCCCUCACUCAAAUGGACCUCAGGGACCUGUCAGGCUGUGACACACACACAGGCGUCGCUUUGAGCAGCAAUUUCCCGAUUUAUUGAAACUGGUCGCUUUUGCGAGAAUGUCUAAGCCAAUCCCGUCACAGAAAGGAAACCCACAAGCAGGCCAGAGCACACCUAGGCAGACAAGAAACCGCAAGACCCACUACCAGGAAGGUAAUGUUUACUUGUCCUGUGGUUACAGAGAAGCAGGACAAGAGUCGUGUUCCCCAACUGGUUAUGAAAGAUCUCUCCCCCAAAUAUUAAACACAUCUCCGAUACAAACACAGGUUUAUAAUAAUUAAUAUAAAGUCACUGUAGUAUAGAUUAUUCCCAGAAAAAAUUCAACAGUCUUCAAACACUGCCCCCCCCCUUUUUUUUUCUGUCUGUUUUGUUUUUAUUGACAGGUUCAAAGCAGGUUGAAAAAAUAAAUAUUUAGGAAAAGCACAAACAGCACCCUUACUGCAAGUCAUCCUAAACAAAAAGGCCAGAUACAAAACACAAUUUAGAUCUAAAAAAACAAAAACAGACAAACCAUUAAGUAUGGCUUUCUUGAGAGUUGCACAUGUCACAGAAUGAGCUAAAAUAAGAUUCUCAUAAUAUUACAAAAGAUUCCAGUUUUUGCAUUUCCUCAGAGUUUUCUUUCUUAAAAAGGAAGAUGUGCAAAAUCAGAAGCAUUAAGCUGUGUCUUUUGAGCUGAGGUCCCUAUUGAAUCAUGGCAGUGUUCUGACUGUUUUCCCAAACCCAGAGUCCAAAUACACAACCUGGUCAGGAUCCAGCGCUUAAUACAAAAACCAGAGGUCCCCCCGCCCCGGUGACUCACAGCUCCCGUGGACUGCAGUUCCCACUUUGGUGUUGCAAGCACCAAAAUACAAACAGACACAAACUAAAAAAUACAAAAUGUGAAAUGUAAUCUACACAUUUUCCUCUUAAUAAAAAAAUAUUUAUUAGUUUAAACAUUGAUUUAAAAACAAAAAAAAAAAGGUCAGAGAGACAUGUCCAUCUUGGUCUUAGAAAUUCCACACCCUUCCUAUCAGAACCUGCAACUGAAGAGAACACUUGGAGGAGUUGGUGGGAGGGGGCCUGGGACCCUCAAUUUUCUGGUGCAGUAUUUGUUUUAAAGAAGACUCCUGUGGCACCAACAUCAAACCCCAAAAAAGGCAGACGGGGCAACGGUCAGAGAGCAAGACAUCCUGAGUGUUGGGGGCAUGGUGCCCUUUGCAGGAGGUGGGCUGGCUGGUGGGCCAAGGUGGGGACUGGAUCCCAGACGGAGCCAGGAGACACUUGGUACAAAGGUCUAGUUGCCAAACGCAUUUUGUAAGAAAGUAAGUCUGUCUAGAAAAGAGGUUAAAAAAGAGACAUGGGGACAAGGUACAAAGUUCUGAGAGCAGGGUAAGGCCAAGACCUCCAUUGGUAAGGGCGGGGGCUCAUGCCCCAGAUCCCCAGGGAGUGGCCCAAGAGGGCAAGCAGAGACCAUGGUUAGGAAAAGCCUGGCCCCCGUUUCACUAAGGACUCCAGCCUUGGAGCUCACAGCAACCAGCUGAAGGAUGUGCGUGCAGGCAAUUCCGGCUCCAUGUAUAGCACCCUCUCCUAGUUGACAGGAACAGUUGCUGAUUUUAUUUUUUUAAAAAAAGCUUGUGGUUUCUCCCCUGUGGGCAGGCCUGGAGGCUGGGGCUCGUGUGUGUGACAGGGGAAACUCUCCCACUGGAACAUAAGGUCAGGGGUUGUUGGGGGGUUUCUUUUUUUGUAUAUAAACAAUAGCUGUAAUGCAGUUAAAAAAAAAAAAAAAAAAAGGCUUGUAAAGUCUGUGGAAGAAGAAAAU